Messenger RNA from Hypomesus transpacificus, 1479 nucleotides. RefSeq names its product E3 ubiquitin-protein ligase TRIM39-like. The coding region runs from base 1 to 1479 and encodes 492 amino acids. Lineage: Eukaryota; Metazoa; Chordata; Actinopteri; Osmeriformes; Osmeridae. The transcript is spliced from 2 exons. Gene Ontology annotation, molecular function: protein binding. The record is from RefSeq and is a predicted model, not a curated record.
AUGGCUUCUUGCAGCACCUUCUUGUCUGAAGAUCAGUUCCUGUGUUCUAUCUGUCUGGAUGUGUUCACCUAUCCUGUCACAAUUUCAUGUGGACAAAACUUCUGCAAAGCCUGUAUCACCAAGUACUGGGACAACAGUGACCUGUGUCAAUGUCCCAUGUGUAAAAUGACUUUUGAUAAGAGACCAGAUUUCUAUGUCAAUACUUCCAUCUCUGAGAUGGCUGCUCAGUUUAGGAAGUCAGAGCCACUGAAAGCUACCAUCAGUCCAGACCUGCGUCCUACUAAACCUGAAGUGUCAUGUGACAUCUGUACAGGUACCAAGCUCAAGGCCCUGAAGUCCUGUCUGGGGUGUCUGGCCUCAUACUGUGAGACUCACCUGGAAACAGUACAUAACACCCAUGACACUGUCACUUUAGAGGACGAGUACAAACCAAAAAAGGAUGAUCUGGGGAAGUUGAUGGCUGAGAUGAACCAGAUGAUGGAAGAAAGAUCUAGGAAGGUUCAGGAGAUCAAACUCUCAGUAGAGACCAGCAAGAGUGAUGCAGAGAAAGAUAUAUCAGACAGUGUUCAGGUCUUCACUGCUCUAGUGCGCUCCUUUGAGAGAAUCCAUGCUGAGAUCAUUGAGGUGAUGGAGGAGAAGCAGAAAGCAGCUGAGAAACAGGCUGAAAGGUUGAUUAAAGAUCUGGAGCAGGAGAUCACUGAGCUGAAGAGGAGAAGCACUGAGCUGGAGCAGCUCUCACACACUGAGGACCACCUCCAUCUGCUCCAGAGCUUCCCAUCCCUGAGCACCCCUCUACACACUAAGGACUGGUCUGAGAUCAGUGUCCACAGUGGUCUGAUCUUGGCGGCAGUGAGGAGAGCUGUGUCUCAGCUGGAGGAGACACUCAAUAAAGAGAUGGAGAAGCUGCCUGAAGUCAAGCUGAAGAGGAUUCAGCAGUAUGCAGUGGAUGUGACUCUGGACCCUGAUACAGCACAUCCCUAUCUCAUCCUGUCUGAGGAUGGGAAACAAGUGAGACUUGGAGGCAUAAAGCUGGUUCUCCCUGACAACCCAGAGAGGUUUGAUCUUUGUAACAAUGUUCUGGGAAAGCAGGGCUUCUCCUCAGGGAGGUUCUACUAUGAGGUGCUCGUUGAGGGGAAGACUAACUGGGGUCUGGGAGUGGUUAGAGACUCCAUCAACAGAAAGGGGAAGAUCACAGCGAGUCCUAAGAAUGGAUAUUGGAUUGUAGUCCUGAAGAAUGGUAACAAGUAUAUAGCUUCUGGCCGCUCUGUCCUCUCCCUGAGACAGAAGCCCCAGAAGGUGGGGGUGUUUGUGGACUAUGAGGAGGGUCUGGUCUCCUUUUAUGAUGUGGAGGCCAGGUCUCAUAUCUACUCUUUCACUGGCUGCACCUUUACUAAGAAACUCUAUCCACUCUUCAGUCCCUUUCUGAACGAUGGAGGUAAAAACUCUGUCCCCCUGCUCAUCACUCCUGUCACACGCUAA